AUGAGUGAAGUUCAAAAAGAUAAAAGUACAAAAGCAUCAUCUAAAAGGAAUAAAAAAGAUGUUUCACAUAUUACAGUCACAUCAGAUGAGCUUGAUUUAGAGAGGUUAACAAAAGAUCAACUCUAUCAGAUGUGUCAAGACAACAUGAUAUCAGCAGUUAAAUCAUGGAAAAAAGAUAAAAUAAUUCAAAGUAUUGUUAAUUCUCUAAAGAAUAAUAGCAAUAAUAAUAGUAAUAAUAAUAAUGAUCAAUUAAAUCAAUUCGAGAGAGGAACUGUUGAUUACUAUCUACCUGUUAUAGCAAUUAAAGAGAUUUUCAGAAUUUGUUGGGCGCUAUGCUUACAGUCAUCAGACCACAAGUUACGAUUCAAACAAGCAUUGCAAUUAACUUUGGUUAAUAAACAGUUUCAUGGUAUUGUUUGUAGAUGGUUCACUCAUAUCAAGCAAAUCGAUAAACAAUCAUUGGAAAGCGCUAUCGAUAAUCCUAUGAAUCCUAUAAAGUCGGUCGAGUCGAUCGUUUUCUUUGAUGGCGCAUUGACUCAAUUCUCAAAAGAAAUGACACCGAAGCAAUCGAAAAUCUGUUCAUCCAUAAAAAAGUUGGUAGCGCAUGCCAGUUGCGAAACAAACCCACCUCCUAUUAAGCGAGCAUUCAAAAACACUUUGACAAUGAUGAACGGAUUGCAAUCGAUUCAUUUACACUAUAUGAAGCUGACAUCGGCAGAAUUGUUGCCACUUGCAACGAUGAAAACAUUGGAAAAGAUAGAGAUAACGGAGCAACGUGAAUUGACACGCGACGAUCUCAAACAAUUCUAUGGUGCCAUCGAUCACCCGCUGAAAAAACUCAUCACCGGAGAGAUGUAUAUCAGUGAUCUCGCGGAAUCGUUGAAUCCAAAGUAUCAUCAUUCACUUACGUACAUUGGUGAUUUGGUAGGUGGUGAAUAUUACCCAGGUUUUCAUGGACCUGUAGAGCCAGACUGUCCUGCCAAACCAUUGGAAUUCUCGAAUCUCAGGAAACUGAGAGCACGCUACUACUUCAAACAGCAACCAUCGUUCUUCAAACUGUUCGACAUCGAUACACUGGCAAUCACUCAUCUCAAAGUACAUUUCACAAGCGAUUGGGUUCCAGUCAUUUCAAAGCUACGCUGUCUUGAGAUCCUAGAAGAUUUAGUUAUUCACAAAAAGUUGGGAGCACCUGAUGGAACCGCCGCCGAUCACAGAAGAACCAGUAAUGGAUUAGCAAUCACCCAAAUUCAACAAUUCAUCGAUUUGCCUACAUUUUGUACACUGAUCAUCUAUUUCUAUCCAGACAAAAAAGAUAUAUUUAUCAAAGGUAUCGAGCAAUUUCUUGGAUUCGAGUUUUCACACGAUACAGUUCGUGCGAACGAGCAAUCACAUCCUAGCUUUGUUAUUGUAUUCAAAAGAAGUUUUUUUCAAAAAAAAAUAAAAUAA
Heterostelium album PN500 is the source of this 1446-nucleotide messenger RNA. RefSeq lists its product as uncharacterized. The transcript has a single exon. Lineage: Eukaryota; Evosea; Eumycetozoa; Acytosteliales; Acytosteliaceae. The coding region runs from base 1 to 1446 and encodes 481 amino acids. The record is from RefSeq and is a predicted model, not a curated record.